Molecule: messenger RNA, 1458 nt
Organism: Purpureocillium takamizusanense
Lineage: Eukaryota; Fungi; Ascomycota; Sordariomycetes; Hypocreales; Ophiocordycipitaceae
Exons: 1
Coding region: 156-1304 (382 amino acids)
Source: RefSeq, a predicted model, not a curated record
CCACAGCACAGCGGUACCAUAGCUCGUAUGCCUUGCCGGAUGGACACCACACACUUUCCCGCAGCAGGCGCACCAACGAUUCUGGCAACGCGAGUACUAGGCCUGCGUUGGAAGGGAGUUCAGUAUACUCGCAUUCCACUGGGGCAAGCUUCAACAUGGCGGCGGACCGAUCCUCGUCGUCGCCCGAAUUUCGCCUGAGCUGCGUCAGUCUCCCAGUACUGUCCUCUCCAGACAGCUUAACUCACUCCGAUGCUACCGCCCAGGCAGCACAAAGUUGCUCCCCUCCAUGUGCACCGCUGGAUGUAAGCCAUCGCAUGUCUCAACGAAAAUCGCCGGAGGCCUCGGGUCUCACGUCUCAGCAAUCAUCGCCCAGCGCGGGAGACCGACAGAGCCGAGGUCAUGCAAAGGGCCCUGCAAGACACGGAGAUCAGCGACCAGAUAGAUCACCAACGUCCAGAAGGCAUUCCCCAAAACCUUUCACAACCCCAAGGGCGCCUUAUACGACUGAUCACUGCAGGAGCCCGUCGCAACCUGCCAACGGAUCUACGCUGGCUGCCAGUCCUGUGCGACCCCGUUCUGAGAUCCCUCCUACGAGACCCCCUUCUUCACAUCAAGGAGCAGACAGAGGUCAUACAAUCGGGAGAUUUUCUCCAAAAGCUCGGGCACAGUCUACCAGUUAUCGAUGCAGCAUCAUGUCGCGGCCUACCAACGGAUCUACGUUGGCUCUCAGUCCUGAACGACCCCGUUCUGAGAUUCCCCCCACCCGUUCUCCUUCUGCGCACUCCGGAGUCACCAAGCGCUCCGGGUACUAUGAACGACCAGAUAGUCUACACAGGUUCAAAGGCCAUUCUCCAAGUGCUCUUGCACAAUUGCAGACGCGUGAUACGACUGAUUUUCGCCGUAGCCCGCCGCAGCCAGCCAGCGGAUCUUCGUUGCCUGCUAGUUCGAUACGACCCCGUUCUGAGAUCCAUACCACUUGGUCGACUUCUACGUCGCCACGAUUCGCGAAGCGCUCCCAGUCCCGUCAACAAGACGAUGGAUUGCAAGAGAACACUCCAGGCACGUCCACCCAGUCGGAGUCUGUUGGCGACAGUAUUUGCUGGAGUUGGUCGCAGCCUGCCUCCAGAUCUACACCACUGCAAUCUCCGUCUGGCCGGUGGGAGCGGAGACCAUCUGUCUACCCAAGAAAAGUUCCCGAGUAUCUCCGUGGAUUGCCGUCGAGGGAAGCUUACGGCCAGCUAUCAGGAACCCAAGGGUUUGAGGAUAGCGAAGACGACUUUGUGUCUGUCGAUUUAAAUGAUUGACCUGGCUGUCGCUAGUCGAUUUAUAGCCUCAGAAUGGCUCUCCUACCUUCUUGAGGUACCAAAGGGGCCACGCAGCGCAUUAUGGUGACGGCGUCUCUGUAAAUACCGUCAUGUGCGUCUAAGGGGGUAUGGACGAAGUGUGAUGAAUUAUUAC